CGGGGCGCAGCUGGUUCCCGGGGGCUGGGCCCUGAGGCGGAGCAGAGCCAGGUCAGCGCGCGGCGGCGGCGAGGCCCAGGCUCUCCCGUUGCUGAGAUUCCAGGAUGCAGGCACAGUCUGUGCUCCACAGCGGCUACUUCCACCCUGUGCUGCGCUCCUGGCAGGCCUCAGCCACGGCCUUUGAUGCCUCUAACUUCAUCUACCCCAUCUUUGUCACUGACAGCCCCGAUGCGGUGGAGCCCAUUGCCAGCCUCCCCGGACAGGCCAGGUAUGGAGUCAACAAGCUGGAGGGGAUGCUCCGCCCCCUGGUGGACGAGGGGCUGAAGUGCGUGUUGAUCUUUGGCGUCCCCACUAAAAUCCCCAAGGAUGAAAGGGGCUCGGCGGCCGAUGCUGAGAACACCCCAGCCAUCCAGGCCAUAAAGAAGAUCCGUUCCUCCUUCCCAGAGCUGCUGAUCGCCUGUGACGUCUGCCUGUGCCCCUAUACCUCUCACGGGCACUGCGGGAUCCUGCGGAAGGAUGGCACCAUUCAGAACGAGGCCAGCUGCCAGCGACUGGCAGAAGUGUCGCUAGCCUAUGCCAAGGCAGGAUGCCACAUCGUGGCCCCCUCAGACAUGAUGGACGGGCGCGUUGCAGCCAUGAAAGAGGCUCUGAUCUCCAAUAACAUGGGUAACAAGGUCUCUGUGAUGAGUUACAGCGCCAAGUUUGCUUCCUGUUUCUAUGGUCCUUUCAGAGAUGCUGCACUGUCCAAACCUGCAUUCGGAGACCGGCGCUGUUACCAGCUUCCCCCGGGAGCCCGGGGCCUGGCCCUGCGAGCUGUGGACCGGGAUGUGCAGGAGGGAGCAGACAUGCUGAUGCUGAAGCCAGGGAUGCCAUACCUCGACCUCGUGAGAGAUGUCAAGGCCAAACAUCCCACCCACCCGCUGGCUGUUUACCAUGUGUCGGGGGAGUUUGCCAUGCUGUGGCACGGAGCACAGGCAGGGGCCUUUAACCUAAAGGCUGCUGUCAUGGAGGUGAUCACCGGAUUCAGGCGAGCAGGAGCUGAUAUCAUCAUCACCUACUACGUGCCCCAGCUCCUGAAGUGGCUGAAGGAGGACCAGGCGUGAAGUGCCUAAGUGAAGGCAACACACGGAAGGAAGCCUGCAAGGACCGGAAAGGAUUGAUAUGCAAAAUGAGGAUUUUUAUGGGGCCUUAGAGAUAUGAGGCUAAAUCCAGCCCCAGCAUAAGCAGGUCCAGCACCACUGGCUGCAGGGGUGCUGCACCUGCCUGCACUAGAGCUGACUUGAGCCCAAAGAAGCCAAAGGAGAGCAAUUUUUUAAGUGUUAUUUUAGAACUGGGCUUAAUGCUGAGACCCUCCUCUGGCAUCAAAAUGCCUUAGGACCAGAACUGAUCUCCCCAGCGACCCCCCCUUGAAGAGGCCCCUUCUUAAUGUGAUGGUUUCUUUUAAUGUGUCGCUGUGUGACACCAGAUGGGUGAUUUUUAUGAGCUUCUUUGUAAAGGAAGCACCCUUUCCUGACCAUUCCUCUACCCAGAUGUCCUCCUCAGUCUAGCCAGGGUGUUGGGAACACAGGGGAAGGCUGAUGUGGGACAGUUCACCAGCACAUUGCUCACAGGAGUGCUAGUUCAUUGGGGGUGUCUCAAGCGUUCACUGCAGAUGCUCUCCCUGCAAUACACUAGUUCCUUUGCUACAGCCCCAAGCAGAGCUUUGCUCUCCCCUGGUUGGGCUUUCUGCAGAGAAAUGCUGUCUGGUUCACAAGCAUGGAAGUAGCAGAAGCAGGCAGGGCUUCCCUUGCUAGUCAGCCAGACACUUUCCUCUGGUGAACAUGCUGUUUCAAACUUUUUAAUAUGGAGAAAUACCCCAAGAUGCUUCAGAGCCCUCGGGGGGAUGGUUCCCCUCCACACACGCUUAUGCCUUAAACCUGUUGUCAUUGCACAGAACAGAGAAUAUUGACUUGGUUCUGAGCUGUGGCCCUUGUGUCUCAAGGGCGACAGGGCACGUGGGGCUAGGCAGUAUAAGGGCUUUAGAAGUAUAAUGUCCUGAUUGCUAAUGGGCCAUUGCACUUUCUGCCCAGCAUUACUGGGGUUUCUUUUAGCCCUGAGCACCCAGACGACCAACUCCUAGCACUCACAUUGGCUAUGUCAACUAGCAGUUCAGCUCUGCCUUUGAUUCCCUAAUAGGAUGCUGUCAGCUUAUACAGAAGUAUUGUCAAAAUAAUCUUUCUCUAAAACCCAAGAGCACUAGAAAUGUUUCCCUAUUUUAAAAAUUCCAAUGAAAAUAAUUGUUUUAACCCACUGCUUGUUCCUCUGCCGUGUUUCAAACUCAGCGUUGCAGCAGGCAGAACCAGGCAGUUAGGUCGCCCGACUGGCUCUGCUAUCCAGUGCACACUUUAAAAUUACUUCACCCUAACAGUCUAACGUGGUGUUAAUAACAUAGCUGAGAACUUUAAUUUGUACCGUGGUUCUUAUGGUGAUCAUACUAUUAUGAAGUCUAGAUGUUUUAGAUUAAUUGCUAGAGCUACUCUGCUUUGGUAGUUUUAGCAGUAGCCUCUGAUAUUCUUCAAUGCCUGGGGUGAGUUCAGCUGAAAAUAAAAACAAAAACCACAAGUCUA
Molecule: messenger RNA, 2606 nt
Organism: Gopherus evgoodei (Goodes thornscrub tortoise)
Lineage: Eukaryota; Metazoa; Chordata; Testudines; Testudinidae
Gene: ALAD
Product: aminolevulinate dehydratase
Exons: 12
Coding region: 105-1103 (332 amino acids)
Biological process (GO): heme biosynthetic process
Cellular component (GO): cytosol
Molecular function (GO): zinc ion binding; porphobilinogen synthase activity
Source: RefSeq, a predicted model, not a curated record